UGUGUAUGACAAUAUGGCGGAAGGAGAGGAGCCGGAGAAGAAAAGAAGGAGAAUAGAGGAGCUGAAUGAGAAUAUGGUUGUGGAAGGAGGGAGUGGGGAUUGCAGUGACUGGCAAGGAAGAUGGGACCAUGUCAAAAAGUUCUUGGAAAGAGCUGGACCAUUCACUCAUCCAGAUUUUGAACCCAGUACUGAGUCUCUCCAGUUUUUAUUGGACACAUGCAAAAUUCUGGUUAUUGGAGCUGGUGGACUUGGAUGUGAACUGCUGAAAGAUCUGGCCUUGUCAGGUUUUCGACACAUUGAUGUGGUGGACAUGGACAUUAUUGAUGUUUCCAAUCUCAACAGACAGUUCCUCUUCAGACCUAAAGAUGUGGGGCGAUCAAAAGCAGAGGUUGCAGCAGACUUCAUAAGAAGCAGAAUAACAGGAUGCAAUGUUGUUCCACAUUUUAAGAAAAUCCAGGACUUGGAUGAGACAUUUUACAGGCAAUUUCAUAUAGUAGUGUGUGGCCUGGAUUCUAUUGUUGCAAGAAGAUGGAUGAACGGUAUGCUGCUGUCACUGCUGAUAUAUGAAGAUGGUGUCCUGGACCCCAGCUCUAUUAUUCCUCUUAUAGAUGGAGGCACAGAGGGCUUUAAGGGCAAUGCUCGAGUCAUUCUUCCAGGCAUGACCGCUUGCAUUGACUGCACCCUGGAGCUCUACCCCCCACAGAUAAACUUCCCAAUGUGUACUAUCGCAUCUAUGCCACGAUUACCUGAACAUUGUGUUGAAUAUGUCCGCAUGCUGCUUUGGCCCAAAGACAAGCCUUUUGGAGAUGAUGUGGCCCUAGAUGGGGAUGACCCUAAGCACAUUCAUUGGGUGUACCAGAAAUCUUUGGAGAGAGCAGCAGAGUUCAACAUCAAAGGGGUGACUUACAGACUCACCCAGGGAGUUGUAAAGAGAAUAAUUCCUGCUGUAGCUUCUACAAAUGCUGUUAUUGCUGCUGCUUGUGCCACAGAGGUUUUCAAAAUUGCCUCAAGUGCCUACGUCCCUUUGAACAACUACCUGGUGUUCAAUGAUGUGGAUGGACUGUAUACGUACACCUUUGAGGCUGAGAGAAAGGAGAACUGUUCUGCCUGCAGUCAGGUGCCACAGGACCUGCCGUUCCCUCCCUCAGCUAAACUUCAAGACGUUCUGGACUACUUGACUGAGAGUGCUUCUCUUCAAAUGAAAUCACCUUCCAUCACUUCAACUGUGGAUGGAAAAAACAAAACUCUUUACCUACAGACUGUAGCGUCUAUUGAAGAGAGAACACGUCUAAAUCUGAGCAAAACACUGAAAGAGCUUGGACUAGUGGAUGGCCAAGAGCUGGCAGUGGCUGAUGUCACCACUCCUCAGACCGUUCUCUUCAAGCUCAUCUUUAUCUCAUAGAACAAAUGCUUCAUUCUCAUGGACAGUUUUAAGCAGUUAUUGGAGUAGUCAUCAAAAUGUAGCAGCCUUGGAAAUGUAGUCUGUAAAUGCCAUCUUGCAGUGCAUCAUCACAUGUACAUGCUCAUCUGAAAUAGUUGUGGUUGUCCAUCAAUGAAAGACACUUAGAGGGGGCUGCAUUUUAAUUGUUUUACACUGCUUUGGUCUUCACACAGGAGGCAUUUUUUUGGGGUUUGAUAUCCUUUUAUAUGUAAACUGUUUGUGUAUUUAUUUUGUUAUUGUUCUGUAUUAAUACUAUUUGACUGUCUUGUUUAAUGUCUUGUAGAAAAAGAAUCAUUCGUGUUUAAAUUAAAAAGGGGAUACCUUAUUUUAAACGAGUAUUAGCGUCAUUGUACAGUAAUUUGCCCAAGAAUUUAAAAUGCCACCUCAGUUACUUGGUUUCUGAGUAUUUUUAGUCAGUGAGAUACCUUUAAUUGUAAUUGUUAAUCUAAUUUAGUCAUUAACCUGUAUGCAAUGGUUCAUGGACAGUAUUACAGGUUUGAGUCUGGAUUAUGACGAGUUGGUGCUGCGUGUAAAGGAAACCAUUGUCACAGUGUUGGGGAAGUUGCUCAGAAACCCACUAUAGAUUGAUAACUGUAUAUUUUUUGUUGGGGGAUAAUAUAGUAUAAAGUUAAGAGGUUAGGUUGUACUACAGUAUUCAGUGUACUGUACUGUUAUAUGCCACUGCCAUCAUGUUUCACCUCAAUUAAAAGGUUUUACUUUUAAAGAAACGAAUUGUAGUUUUGAAGCGAAUGUAUAAAAUCAUGUAUGGCAAGCCGUUUUAUUUUUUAUAAUU
Myxocyprinus asiaticus (Chinese sucker) is the source of this 2234-nucleotide messenger RNA. Its product is annotated as NEDD8-activating enzyme E1 catalytic subunit-like. The record is from RefSeq and is a predicted model, not a curated record. Gene Ontology annotation, cellular component: cytoplasm; nucleus. Lineage: Eukaryota; Metazoa; Chordata; Actinopteri; Cypriniformes; Catostomidae. The coding region runs from base 14 to 1402 and encodes 462 amino acids. The transcript is spliced from 18 exons. Gene Ontology annotation, molecular function: NEDD8 activating enzyme activity. Gene Ontology annotation, biological process: protein neddylation.